AUGAGCCUGACGAAUCCGCCGUCGGGGCCCGGUUCCGUGAGCGCUGGUGGAGCCAACAACAGCAGCAGCACCUCCAAGUCGCUCAAGCGGAGCGUGCAGGCGGCGUUUGCUGAUCAUCAUGACCGCCCCCCCGGCUUCCAGCCCCGCGCCCGCGUCACCGACUGCUACCGCAUCGUUGGCUUCAUCAGCAGCGGCACCUACGGCCGCGUCUACAAGGCCGUCAGCCGCAGCCCCGCCUCGCAGGUGGCCAUCAAGAAGUUCAAGCCCGACAAGGAGGGCGAGCAGGUCAGCUACACGGGCAUCUCCCAGAGCGCCAUUCGCGAAAUGAGCCUCUGCAGCGAGCUGCGCCACGCAAACGUCAUCCGCCUCGUCGAGAUCCUGCUCGAGGACAAGUGCAUUUUCAUGGUCUUCGAGUACGCCGAGCACGAUCUCCUGCAAAUCAUCCAUCACCACACCCAGCAGCCGCGCCAUCCCAUCCCCCCCGCCACCGUCAAGAGCAUCAUGUUUCAGCUGCUCAACGGCUGCCAGUAUCUCCACACAAACUGGGUCCUCCACCGCGACCUCAAGCCCGCAAACAUCAUGGUCACCUCGGCCGGCGAGGUCAAGAUUGGCGACCUCGGCCUCGCCCGCCGCUUCGACAAGCCCCUGCACUCCCUCUUCAGCGGCGACAAGGUUGUCGUCACCAUCUGGUACCGCGCCCCCGAGCUCAUCCUCGGUUCCUACCACUACACGCCCGCCAUCGACAUGUGGGCCGUCGGCUGCAUCUUUGCCGAGCUGCUCUCCCUCAGGCCAAUCUUCAAGGGCGAGGAGGCCAAGAUGGACAGCAAAAAGACAGUGCCCUUUCAGCGCAACCAGAUGCAGAAGAUUGUCGACAUCAUGGGCCUGCCCACCCACGACCGCUGGACCCUGCUGCCCACCAUGCCCGAGUACGGCCAGCUCAGCACGCUCCAGGCCCCCGCCUCGCACCACCUCGGCCUGCACCCCCACCAGCAGCACCACGCCCACCAUCACGCCCACCACCACCACCACUCGUCGUCGUCGGCACGCGCCGCCGCCGGCUCCAACCUCGAGCGCUGGUACUACAACACCAUCUCAGGCGGCUCCUCGAGCGCCGCCUCGUCGUCGGUCCCGUCGCUGACGUCGCUCGGCGCCGAGGGCUACAAGCUGCUCGCCGGCCUGCUCGAGUACGACCCCGUCAAGCGCCUGACGGCCGCCCAAGCCUUGCAGGCCGUCUUCUUCAGCACGGGCGACCGCGUUAGCACAAAUGCCUUUGAGGGCCUCAAGGUCGACUACCCGCACCGUCGCGUCAGCCAGGAUGACAACGACAUUCGCACCAGCAGCCUGCCCGGCACCAAGCGCAGUGGACUGCCCGACGACUCGCUGCUGCGGCCCUCGAAGAGGGUCAAGGAGUGA
Molecule: messenger RNA, 1413 nt
Organism: Hirsutella rhossiliensis
Lineage: Eukaryota; Fungi; Ascomycota; Sordariomycetes; Hypocreales; Ophiocordycipitaceae
Product: kinase
Exons: 3
Coding region: 1-1413 (470 amino acids)
Biological process (GO): protein phosphorylation
Cellular component (GO): nucleus; mediator complex
Molecular function (GO): cyclin-dependent protein serine/threonine kinase activity; ATP binding; RNA polymerase II CTD heptapeptide repeat kinase activity
Source: RefSeq, a predicted model, not a curated record